AUGCCGUAUGCUACUCUCUUCCGCUCAGAGGAAGUUUCCGCCGUCCAACUUUAUUUCCCAAGCGAACUAGCGCGGUCGACCGUCAGUGCCCUUGGUGAGCUGGGAUGUGUGCAAUUCCGAGACCUCAAUGCAGAGACGAGUGCAUUCCAGCGUUCUUUUGUCAAGGAUGUGCGUCGUGUCGACGAGAUUGAGCGUCAACUGCGCUUCUUUGGAAAGCAGAUUGAGACCGCCGGCAUCCAAAUCGCCCCCCUCGACUACGACAACAUCAGUGCAGCUGCACCGACUGUUCAAGAGGUUGACGAGCUUGCAGAACGUACCCGACACUAUGAGGAACGCAUCAAUUCCUUGAAUGGCUCCCACGAAACACUGCAGAGGCGCUACGUUGAGUUGAUUGAGCUGCGUCAUGUCUUGAAACAGACGGGUGGCUUCUUCGACCAAGCUCACCAGCAAACGCAAAGCAUACUGCCAGAAGAAUCUGAAGAGGUCAGUCUGCUUGACAAUGCUGCAGACAUGGAGCAGCAGCCAGCAGAUGGGAGCUUGGCCGUCAUGAACAUUGGCUUCGUCUCUGGCGUAAUUCCACGAGCGCGGACCAUGGCCAUGGAGCGUAUUCUGUGGCGCAUUCUACGUGGCAAUCUCUACAUGAGCCAGGUCGAAAUUGACGAGCCCAUCAAUGACCCAGUGACCAAUGAGCCUGUGGACAAGAAUGUCUUUACCAUCUUUGCUCACGGCAAGGAGAUCUUGGCCAAGGUUCGCAAAAUCACGGAAAGUCUUGGUGCAACGCUUUACCAAGUGGAUGAGAACCCCCGCCAGCGCCGUGAACAGCUGACUGAAGUCAACUCUCGCAUCGGAGACAUCAUGUCAGUCUUGCAGAACACACGCCAAACUGCUCACGCUGAAUUGCGAUACCUAGCUGCCAAUGUCAACACUUGGAUGGUGCUUGCUCGCAAGGAGAAGGUCAUCUAUCAAACAAUGAACUUGUUCAACUAUGACAGCGAGCGUAAGUGUCUCAUUGCAGAAGGCUGGUGCCCAACCAAUGAUCUGCACAAGGUGCAGAACUGCCUGCGAAUCUCUGCUGAAAAUUCUGGUGCAUUGCAACCCAGUAUCAUGAGCGAGAUCCACACCGUCAAGACGCCACCGACGUUUAUGCGAACCAACAAGUUUACUCAAGCCUUCCAGUCCAUUAUGGAUGCUUAUGGUAUCGCCACGUAUCGCGAAGUCAACCCUGGUCUCAUUGCCAUUGUCACCUUUCCCUUCCUCUUUGCCAUCAUGUUUGGUGAUCUUGGCCACGGCUUUUUCCUGCUCUGUGCCGCACUCUACCUCGUCUUGAAUGAAAAGAAGCUUGCUCGAGCUGGUCGCGAAUAUGGAGAGAUUUUCGACAUGGCGUACUAUGGCCGAUACAUCAUGCUGCUCAUGGGCAUCUAUUCCAUGUACACUGGUCUCGUCUACAACGACAUCUUUUCCAAAUCAAUGAACUUGUUUGGCUCACAGUGGAAGUUUCCAGAAGACUCGAAUGCAGCAACCAUUAGCGGUGUGCAAACUGGCACAUACGCCUUUGGUCUCGACCCUGCCUGGGAAGAAGCAGACAACGGCCUGCUCUUCUCCAACUCGCUCAAGAUGAAACUGUCGGUUUGCAUUGGUGUGAUUCACAUGACUUUCAGUUUGUGCCUCUCUUUGAUCAACCACCGCUUCUUUAAGAGCAAGCUCGACAUUGUCGCCAACUUCAUUCCCGGCAUGCUCUUCCUAUGCAGCAUCUUUGUCUACCUCGUCAUCUGCAUCAUCUACAAAUGGUCGGUGGAUUGGUCCAAAACGGAUGCUCAGCCGCCAAGUUUGCUCAACAUGCUCAUCUACAUGUUCUUGUCUCCGGGCACUGUGGAGGAGCCCUUGUACCCUGGCCAAGCUCAAAUUCAAGUUGUACUGCUGCUCAUCGCGCUUGUUUGUGUGCCGUGGAUGUUGCUGAUGAAGCCUCUUGUUCUUCGUCGAGAACACAACAAGGCACGGGAUGCAGGCUACCAAGGCGUUGCCCUGAAUGAUAACACGCGCAUUUCUCACUCCAAUGACGAUGACGACGACGAAGGCGGUGGUGUUGUCAUUGCCGAGCAAAUGCACGAAGAAGAAGAGUUUGAUUUCGGAGAAAUCAUGAUUCAUCAGGUCAUCCACACAAUUGAGUUUUGCCUCAACUGCGUCUCGCAUACAGCCUCGUACCUGCGGCUGUGGGCUCUGUCACUCGCGCACAAUCAGCUGAGUAAAGUGCUCUGGUCCAUGACGCUUGAGAAUGCUUUUGCUACACGAGGUCCUCUAGGUGUUGUCAUGUUGACGGCGUCCUUUACGAUGUGGCUAGUUCUGACGAUCUCAGUCCUUGUUGUAAUGGAGGGGACCAGCGCCAUGCUACACUCACUGCGACUCCACUGGGUCGAGGCAGCCUCUAAACAUUUUGAGGCAAAUGGCCAGAAAUUCGAGCCCAUGACUUUCGAGUUUUGA
Messenger RNA from Protomyces lactucae-debilis, 2478 nucleotides. RefSeq names its product V-type ATPase, V0 complex, 116kDa subunit family. Gene Ontology annotation, molecular function: ATPase binding; proton-transporting ATPase activity, rotational mechanism. Lineage: Eukaryota; Fungi; Ascomycota; Taphrinomycetes; Taphrinales; Protomycetaceae. The record is from RefSeq and is a predicted model, not a curated record. Gene Ontology annotation, cellular component: vacuolar proton-transporting V-type ATPase, V0 domain; vacuolar proton-transporting V-type ATPase complex; fungal-type vacuole membrane. The transcript is spliced from 2 exons. Bases 1 to 2478 code for a protein of 825 amino acids. Gene Ontology annotation, biological process: proton transmembrane transport; vacuolar acidification.